Molecule: messenger RNA, 3093 nt
Organism: Aspergillus puulaauensis
Lineage: Eukaryota; Fungi; Ascomycota; Eurotiomycetes; Eurotiales; Aspergillaceae
Product: rRNA-processing protein UTP21
Exons: 5
Coding region: 1-3093 (1030 amino acids)
Biological process (GO): rRNA processing
Cellular component (GO): small-subunit processome; Pwp2p-containing subcomplex of 90S preribosome
Molecular function (GO): protein binding
Source: RefSeq, a predicted model, not a curated record
AUGCCCUUAAGUGAUAAUAGCAAUGUCACCUUCUCAAUGCCGCCUGCAAAGAGACAGAAAACAGACACUGACAGUACUGCUCGCAGAGCUACACAAGAUACUGGGUCUAGAAUUUUUUCACCAUUUCGGACGCUUGGAUUGGUUUCGCCCACCCCUGUCCCUUUUACGUACGCUAGACUUGGAAAAGUUACUUUUCAAAUAACAACCUCCGUCGGCCGCUGUCUACACACCUAUGACCUACGUCAAGGGCUCAAGCUAGUGUUUAUCAGUCGCCCGCAAACUCCGCGAGAUAUUACCGCCACAUUCGCAUGGCAAGAUAAAGUAUUCGCAGCCUGGGGGGAUGCGGUGCCAGGAGCUCUUAGCGGCAUCUGGGUUUUCAAACGCGGAAAGAAAAUUGCAUCUCUGGAAACCCUGGCUGACCUUACUGAACCCAUUGAACAUCUGGUCGUUUUCGGCUCGUGGAUUGUCGGAUGCUGUGGAAACUCGAUCACAGUCUGGAAAAAUGGAACCUAUGAGUAUUACACGUCGCUUACCCUUACACGCUCCGGCGGGACCUCCAGCCGACCCGCCUAUGCGACUCGAAUAUGCAAUGUGCCAACUUAUCUUAAUAAAGUUUUCAUUGGAAAAUCCGACGGAGCAGUUGAUAUCUGGAAUUUAAAGACCGGUAAACUUAUCCAUAGCAUUCUUCCAGCCUUCCCCAACGCGGGGCUAGUUACCGUGCUUCGACCAAGCCCCGUGCUUUCAGUCAUCGCAAUCGCCUACGAAAGCGGAGCAAUCGCGAUACAAAAUGUGGAAACUGGUCAAAUUAUUUUUUCAUUCCAACCACAGACGUCUCAUACGCGAGCCAUAACGUGUAUCGCCUUUCGGAGCGAUGGUGCUGGUGCGGGGGAAGACGGUCGUCAGGCUGGGGCGAUGGCAACCUCGUGUGUGGGCAGUGGAGAUAUCACGCUAUGGGACUUGAACCGCGGUGGCCGUGUAACGGGUGUCCUUCGCGAAGCUCACAAAGCCCCUGGAGACAGCGCGGGCUCGGGCAUAAACCAUAUGGAGUUCCUAGAUGCCCAACCAGUAAUCGUCUCCACGGGAAAGGAUAAUUCACUUCGAACAUGGAUUAUCGACGAGUCUCCAUUUUCCCCGAUUCCGAGGCCUCUACACUCCAGGCGAGGCCAUUCGGAUGUCAUAACUACCGUCUCGUUUCUACCAACAUCCUCCGACGGCUCAGAAUCUGCAGCCAAAUGGCUACUGAGCGCAGGCAAAGAUAGCAGCUUGUGGGGAUUCAGCCUACGAAAAGACAGUCAAAGCGCCGAGGUAUCUCAAGGUUCUGUGGAUCAAAGGGCUAGAAAAAGGGGCCAAUCUUUGUCAAACCAGCCGAAUUUUAGGGCACCUGAAAUUACUUGUAUUGCAUGUUCCCUUAAUCGGGACGGUGGAAUAGGUGUCACGGCCUCAGGCCCUAUUUGGUCGAACCCAACAGCUACCGACACGACGUCGUCAAAUCGGACUGGAUGGGAGAGUAUAAUAACAGGUCACCGUGGAGACAAGUAUGCUAGGACCUGGUUUUGGGGUAAGAAGAAGGCUGGACGCUGGGUAUUUGAGACUGAUGAUGGGACUGAUGUCAAGAGCGUCGCUAUAUCUCAGUGUGGUACCUUUGCUGUGAUUGGAUCUGCAGGAGGUUCCAUCAGCCUGUUCAAUAUGCAGUCUGGGCAACAUCGGCAAAGCUACCCUCGAAAAGUUAAGAAUAAAUUAGCUAAUGAAGGCGCCGGUCCGGGGCGCCAAUCGAACAUCUCCGCAAUGCAUACAAAAGCUGUCACCGGCCUAGCAAUUGAUAGCCUGAAUCGGACAAUUGUCAGUUGUGAUCUAGACGGCAAGGCCAAGUUUUGGGAUUUUAAGUCUGGUUCGCUCAUUAACGAGCUUGACUGGUAUCCGAUGACGGCGAUUACAGCUCUACGAUAUAGCAACACAAGCGAUUUGGUUGCAUUUAGCUGCGAUGAUCUUUCAAUACGCGUCGUUGACAUGGAAACAAAGAAGGUCGUCCGUGAACUCUGGGGAUGCGCAGGACAGAUAAAUGACUUGACCUUCUCUAGUGAUGGGCGGUGGAUAAUUGCUGCUUCUAUGGAUUCCAUUGUUCGGGUGUGGGACUUACCGACUGGCCAUCUCAUCGACCUUUUUCGCGUAACCAGUACGUGCACCUCUCUGACCAUGUCUCCCACCGGAGACUUGUUAGCCACGGCGCAUGCAAAUGGUGUAGGAAUCGGCCUCUGGUCGAACAAAAACUUGUUCACGCCAGUUUCCACAAGGAAUCUUCAGAUGGAUAAUCUGUCGGAUACUGAUCUCCCUGCCUCAUCGGGCGAGGGAGGGGUCGGGAUCAUUGAAGCAGCCUUCAAGAAAGAUUGCGAAGAAACCAGUCGCGACAGCCCGAUCUUAUCUACGGAGCAGCUCACUCAAGAGAUGUUAACGCUUAGCGUUGUCCCCAGAAAUAAGUGGCAGACGUUGGUUCACAUGGAUUUGAUCAAGGAGCGGAAUAUGCCCAAGGAACCGCCGAAAGCGCCCGAAAGAGCCCCGUUCUUUUUCCCUACGUCCUCAACUACCGGUUCAAUUGAUAACAACGCCAAUGCACAAUUACCAGGGGAUCUAACACCAGCGGAGCUUUCACGCAUUGCCAGAGUGCAGCUUUCCAAAAGCACAAUUCAGAGCUCUCGGCUGGCAUCAAUUUUGCAAGAAGGUUAUCUGUCUGGGAACUUUGACUCCUUCUUUUCCGAGCUGAAAUCAUUGACCCCAGCGAAACUCGAAGUGGAAAUUAGGUCUUUAAAUCCUCAAGUAAAAGGAGACCAGUCUGAACUGUCGGUCUUCAUUCUGGCGUUGUCUGACCGCCUCGCAUCCAAGAGAGAUUUUGAGCUCGUCAAUGCCUGGAUGGCAGUGUUCUUAAGGAUACAUUCUGAUGUUGUCGCAGCCUGCUCCGAGUCGAGUGUGAGUACUGGGAAUACGCUGAGAAGCGCCCUUGGUGUUUGGAGUCGGAUCCAAAGAACAGAGAUUCAGCGCCUGGCGGGUCUUGUAAGCUACUGCCGAGGCGUUGUUGGUUUCCUCAGGUCCACUCGGUAG